Phyllostomus discolor (pale spear-nosed bat) is the source of this 3609-nucleotide messenger RNA. RefSeq names its product ribonucleoprotein, PTB binding 1 (gene RAVER1). The record is from RefSeq and is a predicted model, not a curated record. The transcript is spliced from 13 exons. Gene Ontology annotation, cellular component: cytosol. Gene Ontology annotation, molecular function: mRNA binding. Lineage: Eukaryota; Metazoa; Chordata; Mammalia; Chiroptera; Phyllostomidae. The coding region runs from base 123 to 2399 and encodes 758 amino acids.
CUGUGGCGCCGAGAGGGGGCUUGAACUCCAGGAGGCUGGGCUUUAGCGAAUGGGCUGAGGUCUUCGAGAAGGAGGCGGGAAUUCUCCCAGCCAAUAGGUGGACGCGCCCUCGUUGCCGCUCUAUGCCGCUCCGCCCCGGCUCGCUGGUCCCAGAAGGCGCCGGGUUCCCCAAGAUGGCGGCCGACGUGUCCGUUACUCACCGGCCCCCACUGAGCCCGGAGCCUGGGGCCGAGGUUGAAGCUGAUGAUGCCGCGGAGCGCCGGGCGCCCGAAGAAGAACUACCACCGCUAGAUCCAGAGGAGAUCAGGAAACGCCUGGAACACACUGAGCGCCAGUUCCGUAACCGCCGCAAGAUACUCAUCCGGGGCCUCCCGGGGGACGUGACCAACCAGGAAGUGCACGACCUGCUCAGCGACUAUGAGCUCAAGUACUGUUUUGUGGACAAAUACAAAGGGACAGCCUUCGUGACCCUGCUGAAUGGGGAGCAGGCUGAGGCCGCCAUCAAAACCUUCCACCAGAGCUGCCUGCGGGAGCGAGAGCUAUCAGUGCAGCUGCAGCCCACCGACGCCUUGCUCUGCGUGGCCAACCUGCCCCCCAGCCUCACACAGCAGCAGUUUGAGGAGCUAGUACGGCCCUUCGGCAGCCUGGAGCGCUGCUUCCUGGUCUAUAGCGAGUGUACUGGCCAUUCCAAGGGCUAUGGCUUCGCUGAGUACAUGAAAAAGGACUCAGCUGCCCGUGCCAAGUCGGACCUUCUGGGCAAGCCCCUGGGCACGCGCACCCUGUAUGUGCACUGGACAGAUGCGGGGCAACUGACACCAGCCCUGCUCCACUCCCGCUGCCUCUGUGUUGACCGCCUGCCCGCUGGCUUCAGUGAUGUGGAAGCCCUGCGCCGGGCUCUGUCAGCUGUCCACACACCGACCUUCUGCCAGCUGGCAUACGGCCAGGACGGGCAGCUGAAGGGCUUCGCCGUGCUGGAGUAUGAGACAGCUGAGAUGGCCGAAGAAGCACAGCAGCAAGCAGACGGCCUCGCACUGGGGGGCAGCCACCUGCGCACCUCCUUCUGCGCCCCAGGGCCUCCUGGCCGCAGCAUGCUGGCUGCACUCAUUGCUGCCCAGGCCACAGCCCUCAAUCGGGGCAAAGGCCUCCUGCCUGAACCCAGCAUCCUGCAGCUGCUCAACAGCCUGGGGCCCUCUGCCUCCCUCCAGCUGCUGCUUAAUCCUCUGCUUCAUGGCAACUCAGGAGGCAAGCAGGGUCUCCUGGGUGCACCCCCGGCCAUGCCACUGCUUAACGGACCCGCCCUGUCCACAGCGCUGCUGCAACUGGCCCUGCAGGCGCAGGGUCAGAAGAAGCCCGGGAUCCUGGGAGACUCUCCCCUGGGCACCCUCCAACCUGGGUCCCAGUCGGCCAACCCCCUCCUUGGGGAGCUGUCUGCAGGAGGGGGCCUUCCCCCAGAGCUGCCACCCCGGCGAGGGAAGCCACCACCCCUACUGCCGCCACUGCUCGGCCCUUCCUCGGGUGAUCGGGAAAGCAUGGGCCUGGGUCCCCCAGCAGCCCAGCUCACUCCAUCCCCUGCCCCUGUGGGGCUCCUAGGCACUGGCCUCAGGGGCCUCCAGAAAGACAGUGGACCUCUGCCAACGCCCCCCGGGGUUUCACUGCUUGGGGAACCCCCAAAGGACUUCCGUAUCCCCCUGAACCCCUACCUGAACCUACACAGCCUGCUCCCGGCCAGCAACCUGGCGGGUAAGGAGGCCCGGAGCUGGGGAGGUGCUGGAAGAAGCCGCCGUCCAGCUGAGGGCCCCCUGCCUAAUCCUCCAGCGCCCAGAGGUGGCAGCGGAGGCAGUGGCAACAGCAAAGCCUUCCAGCUCAAGUCCCGCCUACUCAGCCACCUCACCAGCACCCACCUGUCCCCUGAACCAGGGCUCCCUGACAACUAUGGCUUUGACUACCCCUCGGAUGUGGGACCUAGGCGGCUCUUCUCCCACCCACGGGAGCCAGCCCUCGGGCCUCACAGACCCAGCCGACACAAAAUGUCCCCUCCACCCAGUGGCUUCAGCGAACGGAGUGGUGGGGGCGGUGGGGGAUCCCUCUCUCACUUUUAUUCCGGCUCACCCACUUCCUACUUCACCAGCGGCCUGCAGGCUGGCCUCAAGCAGAGCCACCUUAACAAGGCUGUCGGUUCUUCCCCACUGGGCUCCGGAGAAGGGCUCCUGGGCCUCAGCCCUGGGCCCAAUGGCCACAGCCACCUACUGAAGACACCACUGGGCGGCCAGAAACGCAGCUUUGCCCACCUGUUGCCCUCACCAGAACCCAGCCCAGAAGGCAGCUACGUGGGACAGCAUUCCCAAGGCCUUGGUGGCCACUACGCAGAUUCAUACCUGAAGCGCAAGAGGAUUUUCUAAGGGGCCAGUGCCAGAGAUGCUCCAGGGCCUGUACCAAAUCGCUUUUGGAUUUUCUGGUGUUUUGUGUUUUUUGUUUUCGUUUUUUCCUCUCAGUAAUAGAAAAAUCUCUGAAAGACUUUGCUGACCAACCAGCUGGAGCCUGAGGAGUGUGGGAGAGCCUGGGGGCCACUCUGCAUCUUUGGCCUGCUCCUGGCCUGGAAACCCUGCAGCCUUAAGAGAGAGAGCAGGCCAGGGCCCCUUUUGGCCCUCCCCUGUGUCUGCCUACGUCUGCCUCUCUGGGAGUCCGCUCCUGCCUUGUCACUCCUGUAUCUUGGCCUUUCGAGUGCCUUGGAGGUUUCCCUAGCCUCCCGUGAGGAUCAGAGACUCUCCCCCUUUUUUAACUUUGACAAUUGACUUUUGUUUCCUUUUCUAAUUUUUAAUAUUUUUUAAACAAUCCAGGAUAACCCCCAGCUCUUAAACCUACAAGGUUCAACAUUCUUCUGGGCCUCCAUUCUACACUCUGGUUUGAAAUGGCUCAGUCCUUUUCUCUUCCUCGCAUGUCUACUGCAGGCAUGGUUGUCUCCUGCCCCUCCCUGCCCAGUCUGGCCUGUGCUCCAGCUCUGGGUGUUCCACUCCUUGCCACACUCUCCUUGCCUUCUGAUGCCUUAAAGCUGAGCCCCAGGCCCCGCUGGCCAGAGCCUCUCAGAUGCCAAGCUCUGGAAGCUUGACUCAGGACCAAACAUCUCUGGCCUGGGGAUUGGCCAGGAUCCCUCUACCCAGGAUCCCCACCCUGGGGACAGUAGAAGGCCAAAGCUUUGGUCAUGGCACACCACCUCCACCUUCCUUCUGCCCAGGCCUAGGUGCAGAGACAGGCUUUCUCUGCCAGCUGCAACCAGAUCCCUUGUUCUGUGUCUGUGGGAGUCAGGCACUGCAUCUCACUGAGCCUCUGCUAGCUCCCCGCUUGCUGAAGGUGAGCUCCACGUCUCCAUCCCCAGGUGACCUGGCCUCCCCUUGGCCCAUUGCCAGAAUCCAACAACUCCAUGCAGACAAAUUCUGCCCCUGCCCACCAGCAGGACCUAUUAGCCUGAAGUGACCCUGGGCCCUGCCCCUGACCUACUAGGCCACCAGCAUCCCUCUUCUCACUCGGGGUCUACAUCCACUUCAGGGAGUUCCCCAACCCUCUCACACAGACCUUUGCUGAAUUAAAGUUUGUAAGUAAAUGGUUUUAAAG